Sapajus apella (tufted capuchin) is the source of this 6365-nucleotide messenger RNA. It is a transcript of the gene TMEM106B, whose product is annotated as transmembrane protein 106B. The record is from RefSeq and is a predicted model, not a curated record. Gene Ontology annotation, cellular component: lysosomal membrane. The coding region runs from base 221 to 1045 and encodes 274 amino acids. The transcript has 8 exons. Gene Ontology annotation, biological process: dendrite morphogenesis; lysosomal transport; lysosome localization. Lineage: Eukaryota; Metazoa; Chordata; Mammalia; Primates; Cebidae.
UGAGUGCUACGCGCAGGCGCCAGCGCAGGUUGCAGCAGCAGCGCAUUGCCUCUGCUGAUGCCGUAGUCGUCCUGCCCCUCCCCCGUCCCAGCUCGGAGGCCGUGCUCCAGGCCGGUUGCUCCACCCCCACCCCGGCUCCCGGGACUGGACUCCGCGACCCUGUCCUCGGCUCUGUCCGCGCGGAAGCAGCCCGGGACUGCGCAGCGCCCCGCUUGCCGACAUGGGAAAGUCUCUUUCUCAUUUGCCUUUGCAUUCAAGCAAAGAAGAUGCUUUUGAUGGAGUCACAUCUGAAAAUAUGAGGAAUGGAUUGGUUAAUAGUGAAGUCCAUAAUGAAGACGGAAGAAAUGGAGAUGUCUCUCAGUUUCCAUAUGUGGAAUUUACAGGAAGAGAUAGUGUCACCUGCCCUACUUGUCAGGGAACUGGAAGAAUUCCUAGGGGGCAAGAAAACCAACUGGUGGCAUUGAUUCCAUAUAGUGAUCAGAGAUUAAGGCCAAGAAGAACAAAGCUGUAUGUGAUGGCUUCUGUGUUUGUCUGUCUGCUCCUUUCCGGAUUGGCUGUGUUUUUCCUUUUCCCUCGCUCCAUCGACGUAAAAUACAUUGGUGUAAAAUCAGCCUAUGUUAGUUAUGAUGUUCAGAAACGUACAAUAUAUUUAAAUAUCACAAACACACUAAACAUAACGAACAAUAACUAUUAUUCUGUCGAGGUUGAAAACAUCACUGCCCAAGUUCAAUUUUCAAAAACAGUUAUUGGAAAGGCACGCUUAAACAACAUAACCAAUAUUGGUCCACUUGAUAUGAAACAAAUUGAUUACACAGUACCUACUAUUAUAGCAGAGGAAAUGAGUUAUAUGUAUGAUUUCUGUACUCUGAUAUCCAUCAAAGUGCAUAAUAUAGUACUCAUGAUGCAAGUUACUGUGACAACAACAUACUUUGGCCACUCUGAACAGAUAUCCCAGGAGAGGUAUCAGUAUGUCGACUGUGGAAGAAACACAACUUAUCAGUUGGGGCAGUCUGAGUAUUUAAAUGUACUUCAGCCACAACAGUAAAAACUGUAAGAGAUGGAUUUAAAGAAGAAAUAUCUAUUGAUAUUUCCUAUACUCUCAAUGAAGAGAUAUUUCCUAAUAGGAGAUCUUAAAUUGAACAAACCUAAAGUUUACACUUCUAUUUUAAGAGUACAGUUAAAAAUAUGUGGACCUGCAGUUCUUGUAACUCUCCACUCUGUGUUAAUGAUGUAUUUGUACUAGGAUCUUUUACUUGAAUCUGAAGUUACUGGUUGAUUUCCUUCCGCAGCUUGUCCCCUACAGGGAAAAGCUGAGACUUCCGCUGUAGGACAAUAGUUAUAUAAAAGUCAUAGCUCAAGUCACUACUGAAAACACAAUUUUGGUGAUGAACAUAAUUUGAGAAACUUAAUUUCUGAAUGUUUUUAUAGAAAAUUACCAAAAGUCUAUUAUUCAUGGAAAACUUUUAAAGAAUAACCUUUUUUCCUGUUUUAUAAAUUCCCAUUGUUAUAUGGUAGUAUUUCAGCUACAAAAUAUUUUAGCUUUUAGCUAAACAUUUAUAGCUUUUCAUUUGUUGAAACUGUAAUCAUCUGCAUGUUUUUGUGACGUAUUUCAAGUUAGUGAUUGCCUAACACUUAUAAGCCAAAAUAAUCUUUGCAAAAUUCCAUACCUAAAAUUUUUGAAACACCCUAAAUAAUACGUUUUUACACAUCUUUCUGUAUUACUUACAGUGUUGUGAAAUCUUUGUGUGAUCUUCAGACAUUAACAUUUAAUGUACAAUACUGUAAAUAAACUGUGCAUGGCUUUCGUACAGCUUUAGUAAAUGUCAAAUAAAGUGGUACAGAUUCAUUAAAACAAGUUUCUCAUAAAAAUAUAAUAAAUAGGAAAAUAAAAUUAAGAAACCCAUAGAAUGGGAAUAGGUUCCAAUUACAUGUUGGAUCUGGCAUAUAAAAUAAAUUUGAAAUCAAAUGUUUUGAUGCUCCAUUUUUUUAUGUUGCUUUUCAUACUAAAGAAUGGUGUAGACAUGUUUUACAACUGUUAGAUACCCAAUUACCAAUUUUAUGACUUUUUCAGAUGAGAAAAUUAUUUCUUUUGACAGAAGUUGCUCAAGAAGUUCUGUCAUUAAAUGAAGCUGGCUAUAUCCAAAUAAAGCCUAUUUAGAAAUUUAAUCACUUUGCACAUCAUUUGGAAUAUGCUGUCUCUAGUAGUUAUUUUUUAUAGUUUUCUACUUUUGGUUUUGAUUUUAUUUAAAAUUGUUUUCAAAUGUAGAUUAUUGACUUAUUUCAGCAUUUUGUAUUUUCAGUAUCAUUUUUCAUUUGUUUUUAUUUUUUUGUCUUUUCACUUACCAAGUUCUAGGGACAUUUAAAAUAUAUAUCACUAAGUGUAAGAGUGAUUAUGAUACCAAAAAAAAAGUAGGUGCGUUGAGAUUAAUUUCUUCCUAUUUUCUAGUGACAGAAAUCAGGUUUCCCUUUCCCCAUCCCUAAGUGCCUAACUUAGGUGUGAAACAGCCUGUUUAUCAGUCUGACUCUCUCAACCAUAAAACGUAGCUGUAUUUGUUUAAUUCUGCCUUUAAACACAUUCGGGUUUCCCCUUAUUUGUUAUAUUAUUUUCUCCAAGUUUUCCUGCGUGAAUCUUAAAUGAGUCAAAUGUGCUUUUUUUUUUUUUUUAACUAGUCUUUCCUUAAUUCAUUGCUAACUCAAACCAUUCUUACUAUUAAACUCAAGUCAAUUAUUUAAGUUCAUUAUGGCCUUUCUAGUAAAAGAAAAAAAAUCGUUAUUUUCAUUUUUCUUCUGCUAUGUUUUCUGACUACUACCAUUUUCGUUAAUACUGCAUACCUCUCUGCUACAUUGAUUGUAUUUUUUAUAUCUUUCUCAUUUUCUCAUUUUGACAUGAUCUAUGUCUAUGUAUGAUGUAGGUUCCAUUUUGUCUCAAAAUUUUUUUAUUAUGUGACUUCAAAAAUCACCUGUAUCCAUAGUAGGGCUUCCAAAUCUGCUUUCUUAUAUGUGAACAGUCUUCUGCCUGCUUUCACAUUUAUCUACUUAACUACACUUUUACUAAAAUGAGUAAAUUUUACACAUUAGUGACUGGGUAAAAUAAAAAAAAAAUGUUAAAGACAUUUUAUCAUAUCCUUUCUAUUAUGUGCCUACCCUGUCCUCAUGUCCCAUUUACUUCAUUAUCACCAUUCCUUUCUUCAGAAUUAUCUUUUAGAUAUGCUCAUACAUAAAUCACUCCUUGUUUUCUUGCUUGUGUCUUUUAACCUUGGAAAAUUACAUUGUAUAAAUUAAACAGAUUUUUCUCAUGAUCUGAGCUUCUUAGAUCCUAUUAGAAUAUGUACACAGUAUCUCCUGAAAAGGAUGGAAAGUAGAAGAAACAUUUGCUUUUAGUCACUUAGGUUUGAAUCUUUUUUCUUCAUCUUUUGAAUUAAAUUUUUUUAACUACAUCUAGUUUCAGUGGAGUUUGAGUCAAAAAAACAAAGAAUUUGAAACAAGUAAAAAGGUAGAAGAGAAAUAUAAGAUGGCAUGUGACUACUUUCAGAGAGAGUUAAGUAACUGUCAGAGUAAGUUGGGAACAAAACAGGUUGUAAAUUAAUAGAACUACAAAUACACAUUCAGGUGAAGCAGACGUAUAGCCAUAAAAAAUCUAGAAAGAGUGAGUGAGGCUUUUAGCUUUUCGUAGGUCAAUGUCCAGUGUGAUUUCUUCCAUGGGAAUAGGAUAGAUAUCAGUACACUUUUCUAAACUGCUUUCAGACUUUAUUUAGAGGACAUGACAAAGGUGUGUUACAGAAAUUUUUCUGAUACUUCCUGGACCAACUUUCUUUUAAAUUACACCCUAGUAGACUGGUCAUUCUAACACAAUCCAGUACUAUAGCCAACCUCUGUAUGUUGAUAGCACAUUGGCCCUUUUUAGAGUUCUUUCCUAUGUUUUCAUGAUUUUCCACAGUCCCAUGAGUCAAACAAAGUAGGGUGAUGGGCUCCUUAUUUUUUAUAAAAGGAAGUAAAGGCAUGAAGAAUUUGAAGGACUGGCUGAAGAUCACAUUUUUAGUAAGUAGUAUAAUUGGAGCCAGACCUAGUUUCUCUGUCUCCCAUAUCUGUGUUCUAUCAUUUAAAAUACAUAUUGGAAAUCCCUGCUGACUCAGAUUGGUAUGAUUAAAAAUUAGAGGAAAAGUUCAAAUACUAGUGACAAUACUGCUAAUACUGCUGGGCUAAGAUUUUGGUAGCAUUAAGUUGCUUUGUAAAGUAUUUUAAAUGGAGAAUGAACACUUGUAAAAGGCUUUGGAAUAUAAUCUGUAGCUUAAUUUUCUGUUAAAAUUUAGUGCCUCUUCAUCAUUCCAAUAAAGACUGAUCCAUUGUCAGAGCAAAUUAUCUAUAAAUAAUAGAGAUUAAUAUAUUUGAGAUAUGAAAUAGGAAUAGUAUAAAAAUGUUAGAUACCACAUAAAUUGCUUGAAAUUACUAAACCAUCCUUAUUAUGAAACAUUUAAAUGACUGUAUUUAUUUGUGUACAGCUUUUCUGUGCCUUUUUUGUUUAGACCAAUGAAGCAAUUAUUUUCUCUGAAAGUAUCAUGACAGUAAAAUAUAGCACACUUCAGAUUGUCUGAUUUACAGUUUGGAAAGAACAUUGCAGUGUUCAAAUUGGUAAGAGAUGACGAUCAAAAACACAAUUAAAGUAACAUAUUAGGAGACUUGAAACUUUCGCCUAAUCCUUCAUGGUUCUUAAUCUUAUUAUUGUGAUAUAAUUCUAGAUAUUUUCUUGCAGGACAUUUGCCCAACUCUCCCCUACUCCACUUUGUUUGUCUUUUAAAGCUCUUACAAUAAACAGUUUAUAUAAUAUUUUAUUUAAGAAAACAGUUACUUUUUAAAAGAUGCAAAUUUUUAAAUUUACAAAUACAUAUGGGUCUUUGAUAAGCAAUAUGAAUUGAAUUUCAAGUUAUUGGGGUUGUAAGCAAAAGGUUGCUUACCAUUAUGUCAUUAGGUCAUGAUUUUUAGCUCACAUCUGGAAGCAGCAACUACUUGGUUCAAGUACAUAUAAGAGUAAUUAGUUUUAUUUCUUCUCCCUUUUUUAUAAAAUCAGGUUUCAGAUGAGAUGUUUAUUUUAGACUAUUUUCUUUUAGGAAAAAUUUUACAUAUUUGAGAUGGUGGAGUAAAAAGACUGCUAAACAUUUCUUUUAAAAAAUUAUUUUUACAUUACAACAAUAUAUUUAUGGUGAGUUUACAUCAAAAAUUUAACUUCUGUAUCUCAGAUCUACUUAUUUCAAAGUGAAAUUUUCACUUGUCAGCUGAAAUUUGUAACUAGAACUAACAUCUGUGUAUUUUUGUGCCGAGUCAGAAUACAGAUUUCACAGUGGAUUUUUGAAGUUCGUCCUUAAAUUGGAUAAAAUCAAGUGAUUAAAGUUACUAAAGAGAUAAAAAUGGUAAUUUCCAUUUUUAAAACUAAUUUGAUUGUGUUUGUCUGUUUAUCACAGACUCUAAAUUGAAAAAUAUAGUAUGAUCUAUAUUUGACUAUAAAAAUCUUCCAUAAAUUAAUUUAACAAAUAUAUGGCAAAUGUUUCAUAACUAACUCUGAGUCUUCUAAAAGGAAGCUGUUACCUUCUGUUUAAUUACAUUAAUUGAAAUGUGUUUAAGAGAUAUGAUUUCAGCAUAUUUUGUAUAUUAAAAAAAAAAAAAAAGGAUUAGUAUUGGGCCAAUGGCCAAAGGGUAAUAUUACUACCAUGUAGACUGUUAUAGUUCAAAUUGUCCCACUUCCCCCAGAAUUUUAGAAACUAGAAGUCUGGGAGAUACUAUAUCAGCUGUAGUUGGAUAAUUCCAAGUGCUGAUAGUAUUAUUCAUCUUUUUUAUUACUGUGUCAGAUGAAACAAAUGCCAAGUUCCAAAAGAUGCAGAUUUUUAUCAUAUAAUGAUUUUAGGCAUAAAUUAUCAACAAGCCAUGCCUUGUAUGUUUUGUCUUAUAUUUAUCUUUAGAACUAAACUGUGAACGAGUUUGGAAAAUGAUUUGACAUGCUUGCGCACGUGAUCCACUUGGUCAGAUAUUUGAAUGAUGGUAUUACCUAGAUUCUAAUCUUUGAUUCUUAUUAUAUAAUAAAUAAUAACAUAGAAUGUGAAAAUAGGUUUGGACACUUACUGUUUAUACUAUAUAAUGGCCUCCAUCAUGACACAUUUACUACAUUUAUGAAUUAAGCAGUUCUGUAAUUGUAAUUGUAAUUAUUAUUGCUGUUCAUGUAACAAAACAUGCUUAUGAUAGUAGCAAACAAAUAGAAAUGUCCCCAAAAUGCUAUUUUUUUAAUUGAGUUGUAAGUUACUCUUGUAAUUGUGUAUGACACAAUAAAAUUUGUAAAAAAUUUUAGCAUGAAAAAUAAAAUUUGUAUCACUCAUGUA